AUGAUUUUAGGGUAAAUUUAUAAUUUAUUCUCCUAGGUUUAAUCAUUGGAACGGUAGCUUUUACAAGCAAGGAGCCGGUUUCUUUUGGUUAUAUCUCCUCCGCAGUUAUCGGGUAGGUUCUGGUCCACGAUCUGGCCUAACUACCACCCCAUUUUUCAGAUAUUUACAUAUCAUCUUAUACCUACAGGUCAACUACCCGACAAAUAUCACAGUUACGUCAUUGAGAGAUCAGCCUGACUCACUUUCAGGUACUACGCCAGAACCCAAUAUUCCCUAAAAUAUUUGAGGGGUACUGGUCCUAGGUUAGGUGGCCCAAUUAGUUAAAAUAUUUCUGGUCUUAAUCCAUAGGCUAGUGGUCCCGCGAGGCCAACAUCCCUAACCUCACACUCGGAGGUAAUACGUCCCUUGGGCCAAAUCAUAGCUAGCCGCCUCGCAUCAAUACAAAGAGAGGGCCUCACCUGUCACUCCCAAUCUUUCUUAUGCUUUAAAUGACACCGAGAGGCCUACACCCCGCCACAACGUUCAGUGGCCUCAAUCUUCCCCUCGGGCCCACGCAUAGAUAGUGCCUCUCAAGCCGCUUGGCAACUAGCAGGGUCUCAUCUGUCACGCUCAAAAGAAGCUUAAUUGUUUCACCGCUUGGUAUUUAGCUAGCCCACCAGUACCCACCCACAAAACAUUUUAUACGACUGACUAUUUAUAUUUAUAAUUUCAGUUAUGUCACUAACGCCUGAUAUCCCUGAAGAGCUAUCACUACCUAGCACACCCGCUAGGCCUGCCACCCCUGUUCCGGGUACAGACGUGAAUAGCCCUGCAUCCCUUAGAUCGUGGACCAUACCACGUCUUACAGCUGAACUAAGAAGACGCAGCAUCCCUUUCCCGGCUACAGCUAGGAAGGCGGAGUUGUAUAGGCUAUUAUACACUACCACUGACAACUCCGAGGCAGGGGAAGGCCCUAGCGGAUCGCAAAUGCCAGCAUUUCAUGCUAUGAUGACGUCCCUUAUGGCAUCCAUAGGGACAAUCAGCGACAGGCUGGACAAAUUGGAGGCCGGUAGUGUUACUCAGUCCACAACAAAUGUAACGGUCACCACUCAGCCUCUUGCUAAUACCUUACCCGGUAAUACCCUGGCAGCUACGGCUGAUAUAGAAUCUAUUGAUCCUUCACACAUGGUCCCAGCUCACCUUAAAAAGGACAUUCUGGAAGGCAAGGACGUUAACCUAGCUUCAUUGCUCAUUGCCUCCCAGGAUGUCCUUGAGAACAGGACCUUUGCUUGUGGGGAUACUUCCGUAGUCCUUAGAGCUAGAGACCCUCGCCUGAAUAAAAAAUUGAACAUCCCAGAAUUUGUAUUAGGGUUUGGCAUCUAUAGGGAUGUAUAUUGCACUGUAUACCCAGGGAAAAGAGCCGAGCUGGAUACGUACAUGCACAAGUUGGUGGAUCUGGGACACAAAUACGGUGGUACAGCGUUUUACGAUUACCAUCGUUCCUUCUCUGCAAAAGUGGCAGCAGCUCUGGCUCAGUUCAACUUAAACAUCAAUUGGAGCAAGUUGGACACUGAGCUAUUCUGUAGGCACUUUGCAGGCCUCAGGCCCCCAACUUGUGCAGUAUGCUCAUCAGCAACCCACAGCACAAAUUUCUGCCCUAAUACAGCUGAGGUAGAACAAAACCAAGCAGCAACUAGCCCCCCAAGAUCAAAUAAAGGUUUGAAAGACAAACUAGGAAGAGAUAUUGUCUUCUUAGGGAAAUCCCAAGUAUGUAACAAUUUUAAUGCUGGCAAUUGUGCUUUUAGUUCCUAUAGUCUAAUGCAUGUUUGUUCACAUUGUUUCAGGGCUCAUUCCAAGACAAUGUGCCCAAAUAAAGCUUUCCCAAAACCCUACCUCACAUGCGUGAACCUCAGCUUAUUCGAUUUGCUACGUCUACACCCUUCACGACACUUCAGCGACUAUCUCAUAACAGGAUUAUCGGAGGGAUUUCACACAGGGUUGAUACAUUUACCUACAGGCACACUGGAAUGUGACAACUUACUUUCCACACGGGACGACCCACAGCUGGUACAUAAACUUAUCACAACUGAGGUGAAGCAAGGUUUUUUGCUGGGUCCAUUCCUUUCACCACCCUUCAAUUCUUGGAGAACCAAUCCCAUUGGGAUUGUCACAGGGAAAAACUCACUUACGCACCACAUUCCUCCACGGUCCCUAGCCUAAAUUCACUUAUACCAUCUGAAGAGUUUUCACUACAUUACGCCACUAUCGACCAUGCCAUCGGGGCUAUCAUUAAAGCUGGCACAGGGGCAUGGUUAAGCAAAACGGAUGUAGUGAAUGCCUUCAAACUACUGCCUAUACACCCCACACUUUGGCACCUUCACGGCAUUAAAUGGGAAGGGUUAUACUAUUUCUUCACUCGUCUCACUUUUGGCUCUAAGAGCAGCCCGCGUAUUUUCAACACAUUUGCAGAGGCUUUAUGUUGGUUGUUGCUAAAUGUUUACAAAUGUCCCUCUGUGAUUCACUAUUUAGACGAUUUUCUCACAAUUGAGAACAACACAAGUCCACCCACAAGUUUAAAACACAUGUUGGCAUUAUUUGAGUCACUUUCUGUUCCAGUCUCCCCACACAAGACCCUGGGGCCCGCCACCCAGAUGCAAUUUUUAGGGAUACAACUAGACACAGUACACAUGCAAGCUAGCCUCCCUCAUGAGAAAAUUGAGCGUAUCCUGGCAAGUAUUGACCACUACCUACAGCAAGGUCGUUGCACUAAGAAAGACCUACAAUCAUUGCUGGGAUCGCUUAAUUUUGCAAUGAGAAUCAUUCCCCAGGGGAGAUCAUUUAUUUCACAUUUGCUAUCACUAUUUCCACAAUUCACCUCAGACACAUCUUACAUUUCACUAGACAAACAUGCGACAUCCGAUUUGAGCAUGUGGAGGAUUUUCCUCACUUCUUGGAAUGGGCGUGCCAUGUUUAUACCAUCUCACUCAGACACUUCACCUACAAUAUGGACAGACGCUGCAGCAAACACAGGGUUUGCAGCCAUAUGGGGUGACCUAUGGCUCGUGGGGCCAUGGCCAACUGAGGUCAAAUCACUCACAAAAUUCACAGAGACCUCAGCUUUAUUCGAAUUGUACCCCAUCGUGGCUGCGGCCGUUACCUGGGGCCGCCAGUGGUCCGGUCACACGGUGUGGUGCUAUUCUGAUAAUAUGGCUACUUGCCAUAUUGUCAAUAAAGGCCGGUCAUCAUCCCUGGUAAUUAUGAGGCUAUUGAGACGACUCACAUGGAUAGCAGCCACUUGUCAAUUCUUUCUAACAUGUAUUCACGUUCCAGGGUGCACAAACAUCAGUGCUGAUCACUUGUCUCGAUUUCGUUUUCAGGAAUUCUUCACGACACUACCCACCGCCUCCAGACGGGCAACUCCAGUCCCACUUUUCACAGACAUGAUAAUGGAUUAAAAGCUUUGUUAAAUCACGCACGUCACAUUUCUCACAUGGCACUCUCUGUAAACACUAGAAACACUUACGACAGAGCUUUUCACAUAUUCAAAAAAUUCAUCACUGAAUUUCACAUUCACGAUAUGUUCACGAUAGAAACAAUAUUGGGUUUCACUUCUUUUUGCCACAUCAACCUUAAACUAUCAUUUAACACUAUAAAACUAUACCUUACGGGAAUUCAACACCACAUGCUAAUUCAACAACCCAACGCCACGAGUUUCCUGUCCUCAUAUCAAAUCAAGACAGUUCUUAGAGGCAUUAAGAAAUUAGAUACACAUAUCCCCGAGAAACGACUACCUAUUGAUAACCACAUAUUUCAUGCACUAGUAAACUUGUUAGAUUCCUCUCCUUUUGAGCCCAGGACAAACACGGUAAUAAAAUCAGCCAUAUAUCUUGCUUUUUAUGGAUUCCUCCGUCCCAACGAAUUCACAACUAGGACUAUCACGUCCCCUGAUUACCUAAGAAUUAUGGACUUAGCGAAACAAAACGACCAUUACCUACUCAUGCUAAAACACUCAAAAACCAGUGCCAUAGGUCAUACCGUUACGAUCCCCUUAUACCCUACUCAUAACAAAUGGUGCCCUGUACAAAAUUUUGACAAUUAUCUACUAUCACUCCACAAACAACCAUUACAACCUUUGCUAGAACUGCACGGUAACGUUCUAACUACAGCAAAGUUUAUGCUCUAUGUAAGACUGCUGUUGACUAGACUCGGCUUGAACCCUAGUCAAUUUUCGGGUCAUUCUUUCCGAAUAGGAGCAGCAUCUACAGCUUCUGCUAACCACAUUCCUCCGCACAUCAUCAAAACAAUGGGACGCUGGAAAUCUUCCGCUUAUACUCUUUACAUACCCAAUCCUGUUAAAGAAUUAAGACUAGCUUUCUGUGAUUUAUCUAAAUAAAGUUUUGGUCAACGUAUUACGUCUUAUGAUAAUUUAUUUUUGCCCACUUUUACAGGCCUACUCCUCUGUCGGUUUCGGCACACCACAACCGACUAAUUCCAAUAUUGAUAUGUUAUCAUAUGCUAUGUUUCCAUAUACGGCUAUAUUGCCACGACCACAAAUUAAAAGGCUUGGCCUGUAGUUGUGGGAGGGGCUUGGUUUCCCUUAAAAAGGGCUGCCAAUCCACUCCCACAUUACCGUAAUGGUCUGGCGAGUCAACCCACCCACCACUCCCUCUAUUAUAAACACCCACUAAGGUGGGCCCACUUUUACAGGCCUACUCCUCUGUCGGUUUCGGCACACCACAACCGACUAAUUCCAAUAUUGAUAUGUUAUCAUAUGCUAUGUUUCCAUAUACGGCUAUAUUGCCACGACCACAAAUAUAUAUAUAUAUAUAUAUAUAUAUAUAAUAUUUUUUCAUAUUUAUUCUCUUUGUGUUGUUUAGCUUGUAGAAUUCUUUGAAACAGUCAGUUGGUUACUCCAUGGUACACACAGAAUUACUGAAGCAAAACAUGAAGUUUGAGGUUAUUGGAGAUUCUCAAAAAACACCUGUAGGGGUAGAUUUUUAUUCUCCUGAUAUUGGAAAAUAUGUCAAAACUCUGGAGACAAUUUAAUUUUAGAACGUUAGAGAAGAUGCUCAUAAAUUUACAUGGUAAUUGCCCCACUUUUUGGUACACUGAUCCACGAAGGCAUAACAUUUUUAUUUUACAUAGUCUGUGCUAGAGAUCAGAAAUGUAAACUUCAUACAGUUCUGCUUUCCUCAAGUUACCCAAUUUUCAAAUGUUUUUUCCACCCCGUUUGCCUUUAUCAUAUUGCAAAUCUAUAUAAACUAAGUAUUGUUUGUAUUGUUAAUUAUGGAUUGAACUUCCCCCUUUCUCCCCCAUUAGAUCUCGGAUUGCCUCCUCAUCUCACUAGUCUUAUGACAGUUGGAAAAGAUUCUGACCACCAAAGUACUACAACAAACACAGCCUUCAGCUACUCAAACGAUUCAGGUAAUUUUCUUUGUUUGAUAAUGUUUAGUUCAGUUCUUGACACCCAAUGAUCUACGGCUGUUAAAAUGUAUGUAGAGAGACCACACAGGUAUGAACACGCUAUUUAAAUUUCAUGGGAAAAUGACCAAACCAUAAAAUAUCUUGUAUCUCUAGUUACAGAAAAUAUAAUAAAGGAACAGUUAUCUCUAGUGGUUAUGGUGUCAGACGUGCCCAGGCCUCCCCACACCUAGUGAAAGAAGUCAAGCUAUAUUUUUUUUGAACGGUUAGACGUCUUCUUACCUGGAAUUUGCAGGUGUGCUCCCUUUCCCUAUUACUAAGCACGAAUGUCUGCACGCUACAUUGAGUCCUGUCGUGUUGCACUCAUUUGGCUGAAAUCAUCAGCACUAUAAAAGCUCUUCAGCUUGAUUAGGGGCAAAAUACCUAAUCUGAUCCGGCGCGGAGGGUGAGUAUUUGUCCUGCAGCUAGACCCUAAUGGCAUAAGGCCCUCUUUUUGUAGGAUGGCAUGCCCUUACACUGGGAAAGGGUUACACAUGCACCAGACAUCCCUUGGACAUUGACAAGUCUCUCUUUACAGGCAUAUAAUUCCUAGCAUAGUGUUUCCCUAUAGAAAGGAAUAGCAUUUAUCUUUCAAACUACCUCUCUAGACAAAGUAAAUAUAGAAAUACAUGGAUCAAUUCUGUUUAAAUUCUGGGAUUCUGACUAUUUACAUAUUUUGAUCUUUUGACAGGAGGCUGUGUUUGCCUCAAGCUCUCAUCUGUCACUUUACCCUGACAAUGUGUCUCUUUAUUCUGCUAAUGGAAGAAAAAUGAAAAGCUUCAGAGAUUAUAUACAAUGGAAAAGUAAAUAACAUUUAAUAAAAGUAAAGUAAAAGUGUUUUCCUUUUAACUAAAAACAAAAAAGGAAAAUUUAAAUGGAGCAAAAAAAAAAGUGCAGGGGAUUUUCUUUGUGUGUCUAGAAUGAUAUUCUGUCUGUCUAAUGACAAUUAAACUGUUGCACACUAUGCAAUUGUAGGUAACAUUCUAAAACAAGCAUUUACUGUUUUAGUAAUCGUCGUGAGGAAGCUCAGUAGUGAAUAGUUUGCGUAGCCUGAAACUAGAUGGCUGGUGGGGACACCUAUCACCUACCAGGGAUCUGAAAUUUCUAAUGUCAUUUAUUUCUUUGUUUAGAAUUCAGAUUUUUAAUUUCUUCAGAUAUUGCCUGUUAUCUCCUAAAGUUAUAAUACAAAACAAAGAGGGUACUUAUUUAUUAUUGAGUUCCCCCUUUAUCAUAUUGUAAAGCAUUGUGGGAUAUGUUGUCGCUAUAUAAAUGCCUGUCAUAAUAGAUCAUAGAGUAAUACAGUUUGGCAUUAAAAUGGGGACCCUGUAUAAUUUGCACCCACAGACUAAAGCAUUCUGACUUGUCAGACUGUUUUGAAGAGCCAGAUUAUGUAGUUGUGCAUUUAGCCUUAAACAGCGCAAUGUCCAAUAAAUUUGUGUUGAGUUGACUGCCAGUUUUGCAGAACGUAAACUAAACAUGUUGGUGGAGUUUUCUGUGUUCCAGAAAAGUUGGAAGCCUGUAGUCAGCCUACCACACAUCACUGUUUAGUGAAUUAUCUCCCUUACCUUAUAUCAAAUCACAUUAUUUUGUCUUUUACCCUUUUGAGUUCCAUGCAAGCUUUCUGGAUCUAACCAGAUGGCUUAAGAACAUGGUGAAGUGGAUAUCAAUUCAAUCAAUUGAUUAUUUUGUGUAUCUGACCCGGCCAAAUUAAAGAAAUAGUGCGUGCACGCUCCUAAAGUAAUUCACACCAGACACAGGUUUCAGGUUAAUGAAAAACUUGAGGAAAGUUUAUUCAGAGGGGACGGCAUGUCCCUUAUAAAGCAAAAUUACAUCAUAAGCAUUGUCAGAGAUAACAUGGAAUAAUACAUCAAUAAUUGGUUAGGUGUUAAGUGGUUCAUUUAGUGCUCUACCUACUGAGGGUGAUGUCACUAGCAUCGUGGAGGUCUCCCCCAGAUUCCAGCGCCAUCUUGUUAAUGAGGGUGUUAGUCGAGGUUGGAGGGGAAACUCCCUAGUGGCCAUUUUAGGUAAAUCACAUAUAAAGCUGGAUAAUACUGAUUGAAGUUAUACUAAGUAAAUAGACAUUUUACUAACAUAAAUUAGAUUAAUAUUUUAUGUCCACAACACGUGGCAUAUUUUUUUUUUUACAUUUAACUUUGUCAAAUCUCCAAUAACAUAAGAUUUUAUAAUUCGUUUGUGUUAACCAUAUUUUACCAUACUAUCCAUAUAUUUUUAUUGCUUAUCCUUUUAAGUACCAGUGCGGGUCUGUCGUCAAAACAAUCUGUUGUUUAUAGAUCAUAUCCAAAAUGAACUAAUCCACUUAGUUAUUGAGUUAAAGAAUUUGUAGAGCUAUAGUUGACUUUUGUUUUGUUUUGUUUGUUUUUUUCCAAGCUGGUUAAAUAUGUUUUUCUUUUUUUUGUUUUCUAGGUACAGAUGUUAUGUUGCUGGAUGACUACAGCUCGGACAGUACCCAGCACACUAGAUCUAUUUACUCUAGAAGAAAAAGUUCUGUAACAUUUGAAGAUGAGGUGGAACAGAAAUGUGGUACGCAAUUAAAUGUUACAAUUUUAGAGAUCGGUGUGAACAAAAAAGGAUACGACUGACUUUUUGUACCUUGAACCAGUAAAAGCAUUAAAUAAAAUAGGAAAAUUCUAGCUCGGUCACAUGCAAUUACUGGAAUUAGAAAAAAAAACACUUAAAGGAACACUGCAGUGUCAGGAAUACAAACCUGUAUUCUUGACACUAUAGUGUUAAAAACACAUUUUAGUGGCUGGCUUCCCCUUGCCGCUUUAAAAAAAAAGUAUAAAACUUGCAUUUAUUUCAUUGCUAUUCCGGUCUUGCUGUGGCUGGUUAUCCCCCUACUCUGACUCCAUGGCUGAGAUUACCAAAAUUGCCAAUCCCAGCUAAUCAAAUGCUUUUCCAUAGGAAAGCUUUGGGAGGUUAUUGCGCAUCUGUGACAAAAUUCUGCGCUGCACCAAUCAAUAUCUCCUAAUAGAGAUGCUUUGAAUCAAUGCAUGUCUAUGGGGAGCGUUCAGCGGCUCCAUGCAGAGCGACGCUGAACGUCAUGACACAGGAAGCACCUCUAUGGUCGUCUGGCCGUGACUGCCACUAGAGGUGUUCCUAGACCAGCGGUAGGCAACCUUUUUUUAGUGCUGUGCCAAAACAAGAUCCCAAAGUCCCUUGGUGUGCCGGUCCUAUUUUUUAAAAUCCAAGUGUGUAUGUUGCCAAAUUGUGUUUGUGUUAAAUCGAGGUAUGUAUGUUGCUGUAUUCCGCUUGUGUUAUUGUAUGUGGACUGUUACAUUGUAUAUGUUCAUGACUGGUUUGUGGUAUUGUGUAUGAUACCUAUGAAUGUUGAUUUUGUAUGGCGGUUGCUUGUGUGUCUGGAUGAUAUGUCAUAUAGUGUGUUUGGUGGUGUGUGUAUGUGUGGUAUUGCAUGUGACAGGCUGCUUUUGGGUUGUGUGUGUGUGUGUGUGUGUAUGGAUUGUCAGUGGUGUGUGUGUGAGGAUUAUUUGUAUGAGUUGCAGGUUUCUUCUGAAGCUCUGUGUAUAUCUAGCAGUGUGGUUGGCUUACCCGGGAUCCAGUCUGGACUGGGCUGGUCAGGUCAAGGGCAGGAGCUCAAUAUUUGCUGUGAGCUGCUCUUCUCCAGUGCGGAUUCCUGUUAACAAAUGCUGGGAGAAAGUGAUUUGAGAUCACUUCCUAUAUGUGCUGUAAUGUGUAAAUUGAGGAUUGUCUCUUACCACCUGGAAUCACUGCCCAGUUUGAAUUAGAAGAUAUCUGAAGUCCUACUGGGACUCCUGUUGGGCCAGAGCCUCACGCAUGACCCACGUACCAUAGGUUGCUGACCCCUGUUCUAGUCAGUAAUGUAAACACUGCAUCUUCUCUGAAAAAGCAAUGUUUACAUUAAAAAGCCUGCAGGGACAGGCUAUACACACCAGAACAAUUACAUUAAGCUGUAGUUGUUCUGGCGACUGUAGUGUCCCUUUAACACACUUCUACAUUUCUUUAAAUUAUGAUAUGAAAAUAUUGCUUAUUUAUUACACAUGAUUACAUAGCAGUAUGCUGCUCAGCUAGGUUUUAUGGGUACAUCACAUGUCUAUGGACCAAGGGAGUUUGUUAAUCCCAGCCAGUGACGUAUCUAUUGGCUACUAAUAGAAUUGAUUAAUAUACUUCCUGUAGCCUUUAGCCACUCAAUUAUUUUUGAAGUUGUUACCUUUUGAAAUAGUUAAGUAUGUCAGUGUUUAAAAGAAGGCGGAAAAAUAUGUUGCAAAUAUAUUUUGUACUUAAUGGAUAUACUUUAAAAAAAAUUGACAUAUGGCAAAUUAAGUGCGGAAAUCAUGUAGUUCAGCUUCUAUUUUAAGUAAAUACUCCCUUCAAUUUUUAUUUUAUCACUAUUUAAUACAUACACCCCCUAAGAAAAUGUGCAUUUUAUAUAUAAACAGCUUGCAAAAGCUGCACACCUGCUUUGUUUAUCUUUUGCAAACUCUAUCCUUUAUCGCCAUUGAUCAAUCAGAGGAUUCUCAUUAAGAAUCCUUUGUACUGGAGCUGUGUGUACACACGUGAUCACAGCUUUCUAAGACGUGAAGGCAGGCACACGUUAGCCCAGCUCACCUGCCACUUCCUUUAGCUCUGUGGAGCUAACGGAAAAGGGGGUGGGAGGGUGACUCUGGCUGUCUACUUUAUAGUUGGAAAGGUGUUAUGGUGCUGUUACAAAAGUUCUGAUUUCAAUUGAACAGAUUUAUAAAACAAUUGUAAUUUCUUUUGAAAUUGACACUUCUAUAAACUGUCAAAAAAUGUCAGACAUACUUAACUGCUUUAUGUAUUUGGAGCAUUCUUUUAGCAAGCUUUUAAAUCUCAUGUACAGGUAUAUCUUGUUCUAGCCAGGUUGCAAGUUGAUUUUAAUUGUGAUGUGAAAGAUUUCAUUGUUUUUACUUAUUGAUUUUUUUUUUCUCCUCCCCUACAGAUGUUCACCCAGUGCCAGCUGAAAUCGGGGCAUGUGAUACCACUUUGGAAUCCUUUGCAUCUAGUUUAGCCAAAGCCAUUGAAAUGGAUGCUAAAAUAAGUUUGUUUGGGGAAGACGCAAUGCAAGCUUCCUCUGUACUACGAAGUACACCAGGGAACAGCAAUAUAAACAAAGGCAGCCGAAAUCAUGUUAUCCCAAAGCAGAGGCUCAUACUGCAAAGUAUUGAUGAAGGAAAUCUGUAA
Molecule: messenger RNA, 10638 nt
Organism: Pelobates cultripes (western spadefoot toad)
Lineage: Eukaryota; Metazoa; Chordata; Amphibia; Anura; Pelobatidae
Source: the annotation of a GenBank genome assembly